AUGAGCACUUCCAGUCCCGUAUCGACGAUCACCAGGAGUUCUCGUGGCCGAGAAAUGCGACUUCCAGCGACACACAAGGCUGCAGCGGUGAUGCUACCGACUUGGACAGUCGAGCCACCACAUUCUGUGGGGAAGGAAAUGUGCUCGGAUCUGGUGCACCAUCCGAACCGGAGUGUGAGCUUUCGCCUGAAGAAAUUCAUACAAGACUAUCCCAUGGGAUAUCCACGUCAAGCAGCCUUUCAGUCUAGCGAGCCUAGCUGGUCGAUUUAUCGUGCUUUCGACUACCUCCACUCCAGGGUGAUACUGGAUUUGCAAGAAGACCUUCGAAGUCUAGAGACAAAACUUGUCAGCCUUGACGAGAUAGAUGUGGAGAGAGGCGAUGGCAAUCGCGUGACAUCUAGGAAGGACGAUUUGGAGCGAGCCCGAGAGGAUAACGUAGAAAGUAAACGGGCAAGUCUCCUCAGCACAAUCCGAGGCAAGCUCGUCAGCUACGAUGAACUCUUGGGAAAAGCUCGGGAGCUCAAUGCUUUCCAAAGACCUUCAAAGCGGGACUACAGAAGCUUCCGCACUUGGUUCUACAACAAUAAUCCGCUCAGUUAUGUGGCAGAAGAGGAGUUCAUCAGGCGCAAAGAAGAUCUGAUUACUUUGCGCCACGGGCGAGAAUGGUCUGGCUUUGAUGGAUUCGUCGAAUCGUGCGUUCGUGCGAUGCAUGGCCCGUUGACAGUGAAGCUGUUUACUACACAGGAGCUCAGAAAGAAGACCAACGAUCCGGACAUCCGCUAUUAUUCCCAGUCGCGGAUCGAGAAGCUGGUGGGUCUGAUAAUCACACUGAUUAUCUUCAUUCUGCUUGUCUUGCCAGUGGUUGCAAUGUACAAGCUGACGUCGGUUGGAGAUCGCAACUCCACAUUUGACGCUGUGGGUAUCCUAGUGGUAUUCACUCUACUCUUCUCCGCAGCAAUGAGUCUGGUAACGAAGGCAAAGAGGCAUGAACUGUUCGCAGCCAGUGCAGCUUAUUGCGCAGUGCUGGUAGUGUUCAUCUCGAACUUCAGCAACGACAACAACAAUAUCGGCAGGGUGCAGUAG
This is a messenger RNA of Parastagonospora nodorum SN15, 1083 nucleotides long. RefSeq lists its product as hypothetical. The record is from RefSeq and is a predicted model, not a curated record. The transcript has 3 exons. The coding region runs from base 1 to 1083 and encodes 360 amino acids. Lineage: Eukaryota; Fungi; Ascomycota; Dothideomycetes; Pleosporales; Phaeosphaeriaceae.